AUGUCUACUACCGACUACUCUUACCGCACGGUCCCCGAGAAGACAGUUCCCAACCCGGUGGAAUAUGAGAUGAGCGUCUACCAAAAAGGGUUGCAUUACGAGCGCCCGCCGUUCACGUUCCACUCGAAAGAAUGGGAAAAGCAGGCUUCCGAGGUCAUGUCCGCGAAUAGCAAAGGUUACGUCGUUGGCAGUGCGGGGAGCAGCGAGACCGCGAGGAAGAAUGUAGAGGCAUUCGCGAAGUGGUCGAUUAUUCCGAAGCGUCUCGUGAAGACGGAGGGGCUUCCGGAUUUGAGUACCCGGGUCUUCGGCCAGAAAUUCCAGUUUCCCAUCGCGGCCGCGCCAGUGGGCGUGCAGUGCAUCGUCAAUCCUCACGGUGAGGUGGCUACCGCGCGGGCGGCGGCAGAGAAUAAUGUCCCGUACAUUAUGAGUUCAGCAAGCAGCACCAGCAUCGAAGAUGUCGCCAAGGCAAACGGGGACGGUACGCGAUGGUACCAACUGUACUGGCCCAAGAAUGAAGACAACGAGGUCACCAUCUCCAUCCUCAAUCGCGCGAAGAAAGCCGGCUUCAAAGCGUUGGUCGUGACGCUGGAUACGUACAUCCUGGGAUGGCGGCCCAGCGACAUGGAUAACGGCUACAAUCCGUUCCUCCGCUCCGACCAAAUUGGCAGUGCGAUUGGGCUGUCCGACCCUGUCUUCCGCCGCCGUUUCAAGGAGGAAUAUGGCGCCGAAUGCGAAGACAAGAUGGCCGAAGCUGUCGCGAAAUGGGUCCAGACCAUCAUUCCGGGGACCAGUCACUCCUGGGAAGACGUUCAGUUCCUGCAAAAGCACUGGGACGGUCCUAUCAUUCUGAAGGGGAUCCAGAGCGUCGACGACGCGAAGAAGUGCGUGGAGAUCGGCGUCCAAGGUAUCGUCGUGAGCAACCACGGGGGGCAGGCAAGUGGACGGCGGGGUCAGCUCGCUGGCCAUCUCGAGAUCUUCUUCGACUCGGGGGUUCGAAGCGGCACCGAUAUCGCCAAGGCAAUGGCGUUAGGAGCUAAGAUGGUUCUUAUCGGCAGGCCUUACAUCUACGGUCUCGCGCUGGGAGGCCAAGCGGGCGCGGGGCAUGUGUUCAAGUCGCUCUUGGGUGAGCUGGAGCUCACGUUGCAUCUGGCCGGGAUUGCAUCGACGAGCCCGGAACAUUUGAAUCGCGAUGUGUUAGUCCGGGAGUCGGAUCUCUUCUAA
Penicillium chermesinum is the source of this 1221-nucleotide messenger RNA. Its product is annotated as FMN-dependent dehydrogenase. Gene Ontology annotation, molecular function: oxidoreductase activity; FMN binding. Lineage: Eukaryota; Fungi; Ascomycota; Eurotiomycetes; Eurotiales; Aspergillaceae. The transcript is spliced from 4 exons. The record is from RefSeq and is a predicted model, not a curated record. Bases 1 to 1221 code for a protein of 406 amino acids.